Molecule: messenger RNA, 3549 nt
Organism: Onthophagus taurus
Lineage: Eukaryota; Metazoa; Arthropoda; Insecta; Coleoptera; Scarabaeidae
Source: RefSeq, a predicted model, not a curated record
ACUUUUUAAUACGUGAAAAUCAAAAUGGAUAUAAAAGGGGCCAAUCCGUUUCUUUUUACUGAGGAGGAAACAUCACCAAACUCAUCAAAUAGUAAUCCUUUUCUAGUUAACGACGACUCUGAGGAAUUUGGAAGCGAAAAUCCAUUUUUAUCAUCGCAAAUUACAAUGGCUCCGUCAAACUCAACAAAUCCGUUCGCCUUCGAUCCAGUGGAAAAUGAUACAACAAAUAUUACUCAAAAUGCAAAUUUUCCGAUUACUACAACAAAUAAUGUGUUUACUCAAGAUCUCUUCCUUUCUGAUACAACAAUUACAAUAACAACCACAGCAAUUCAAAAACCAACAGAUUUAGAUUUAAAAUAUAUCAACACUGAGUCCAACACUCAACCAACGAAACCUCCAAAAGAAACUCAAGACCUCUUAAUGUCAGUUAUGGGUGAAAUGGACGCAACUAGUUCACAUUUAUUGGAUAAAAUUCCACCUACGAGGACUCCAAGUCCGGUUUCCAUGCGAGACUUACACUCUCCCAGCCCAACUCCGGAACCUUUUGCAGACUUAGUGGAUGUCUCCGAUGAAAAACAAGAUUUAAAUGAUUUGUUGAUGCUUGAUGAAAAUGACGAUGUUAAUCAGAAUGUGGUUCAACCAAUGAUUUCAAAUGAUAUGACUCAACCAAUGAUUCCAAAGGAUAUGGUUCAACCAAUGAUUCCAAAAGAUAUGGUUCAACCAAUGAUUCCAAAAGAUAUGGUUCAACCAAUGAUUCCAAACGAUAUGGUUCAACCCACAGAAAUUGCUCCUAUAAAAGAAACGACUCCACCAAAGGUGGUCCCAUUGAGACCAACACCACCACAAAGACCUUGUCCACCUGCAAGACCGCCAAGACCAGCUUUACCACCUCAAAAACCACCACCACCAGCGAUUUUUCCUCAAAAAACAACACCACCACAACCUAUUCAACAACCAAUUCAACAAUCAAUUCAACAAUCAAUGCAACAAUCAAUUCAACAACCAAUUCAACAACCUAUUCAGCAACCUAUCCCUCAAAAUGCUCCGUUCCAAGCCCCACAGGAGUCAGUCAACGAUGAUAUUUUAAUGUUUGGGGAUAACAUCCCAACAAAACCUGUAACAACUCAAGAUAUUUUAAGUUUAUACAACAAACCAGUUGAAAAACAAGAUUUUCUUUGUGAUAACCUUGAAGAAAUAACUCCAAAAAGUAGCAUGGAAAACAUUCAAAACGACAAAACACCCCAACCAUUAGUUCAAGAUAACUUCUUAUCGCCGGAUCCUUCUCAUUCCGAUACCCAAAUGGAUACCAGUGACAGUCAAAGUAAAGGUUCAGCUUCAAGCGUGACAUUCAAUCCGUUUGCAGUUCAAGAUAUCCCCGUUUCAAAAACGCCAGGAGAUGAAACGUGUCAAGAAGACGUUCAAAUGGAGGAAGAAGAAGUGGAAGAAAUCAAAGAAGAAAUAAAAGAAUCCGAAUUUGUUGUACAGUCUCAAGUUAUUGAACCAAUUCAAAACGUAUUUUCAAUUGAACCGAAUCAACCUGAUUCAUUUCAAGAUCAAGAUAUGUAUCAAAAUCAUUUUAAUCAACCGGAAAUUAAUAACCAAGAAGUACAGAUGCAAAGUCAUCAGGAGAUAUUUGAAAAGCAAGAUGCGUUUGAUGCCUUCACGGCUAAAUUUGAAUCGGCAGUUACUCAAGAUGAAAAUAAAAACGGUGGUUUUGAUGCUUUUGGUGAAAGUGCCGGUGGUGGUGUUGGUGGUGGUACUUGGGGCGAUUCCCAAAUAUCAGAUGGUUUCAACGAUUCUAGUUCAGGGUUUGGGCCGGACGAAUCUUUCGAUGCUUUCUUAGCGAUGAAAGAACCACCGGCUCCGCAAAGUACGCCCAAUAAAUUUACUCAAAGUGGAUCUUUAGAUUCUGAAGAAGAAAAAGAUUUUUCAGUUGUAAUAAGACCAAAGAACGACGAUGUCUUCGUUGAUUCGGUUUUACCAACAAUUGCACCUCCGACGAUUCCUAUGGUUGCCAUGGAUUCAUCGCCAAGAUUUAAUCCUUUUGAUCUUUCGGAACAAGCUCAAACAGCGUUACCACAUGAACCAGCUAUUCCAUUUGAAGAAGCUGCUUUUAAACGGACGGAUUCCCAAGAAACUCCCCCGACUCCUCUUUUCGACGACGAUGUAUCUCAACCUUUGGAACCAUUUCCUAGAAUGGAAUUUACAGAGGACGGUUGGGAAAUUCAACUACGACAGCCGAACAAAAAGAAAAUUACCGGACAAAGAUUCUGGAGAAAAAUGUGGCUUCGAGUCUACCAAACAGGUGACACUUCUUACCUACAACUCUUCAACAACAAAGAAGAGAAAAAUCCAGUGCAAGAACUCCCAUUACAACCGUGCUAUUCCGUUUCGGAUAUUGGAGCUCAACAAUACGAUACAUUUGGAAAAAUUUUCACCGUAAAAAUCCAAUAUAUUUUCUAUAAAGAGAGACCGGGAAUUCGACCUGGACAAGUAAAGAAAGCUGAACGAAUUACAAAUAAACUUAGCCAAUUUGCUGCUUAUGCAAUUCAAGGUGAUUAUCAAGGUGUUAAAGAAUUUGGAAGUGAUUUAAAAAAGCUGGGUCUACCAGUAGAACACGCGCCACAAGUAUCCCAAUUAAUGAAGCUAGGCUCAUUAAGUUACGAAGACCUAAAACGGUUCUCAUUUUCAAUGGAAGAGGCAUUAUUUAAAAUGAAUGCCCAUCGAGAUCGUGCUUUACAAUUCAAAAUGGAAGAGGUGCAAAUUACUGCAGUCGAUGAACUUUACGUAGAACAAGACGCUGAAGGUCACGUUGAAAAGCAAAUAGCUCGUGUGAGACUAUUCUUUUUAGGAUUUUUGACCGGAAUGCCGGAUAUCGAGCUAGGUAUUAAUGAUAUGCGGAGACAAGGAAAAGAAGUCGUCGGUAGGCAUGAUAUAAUCCCGGUAGCAACUGAAGAAUGGAUUAGAUUGGAAGCCGUCGAGUUUCAUUCUUGCGUCCAGCAAGACGAGUACGAAAAAUCGCACAUUAUUAAAUUUCAACCUCCAGAUGCUUGUUAUAUUGAAUUGAUGAGAUUUAGAAUUCGACCACCGAAGAAUCGGGAACUUCCUUUACAAUUAAAACCAACUAUUUGUAUUUCAGGAAACAAAGUUGAAUUGCGCGCUGAUGUGUUGGUGCCAGGUUUUGCUUCAAGGAAACUUGGCCAAGUACCUUGCGAAGAUGUAAUGAUAAGAUUUCCGAUUCCCGAGUGUUGGAUUUAUCUUUUUCGGGUGGAGAAACAUUUUAGAUACGGUUCGGUAAAAUCGACUCAUAGAAGGACGGGAAAAGUGAAAGGAAUCGAAAGGAUUUUGGGCACCGUAGACACUUUACAAGAGAGUUUAAUUGAAGUUACUUCCGGUCAAGCGAAAUAUGAACAUCAACACCGGGCGAUUGUCUGGCGAUGUCCUCGUUUGCCGAAAGAAGGACAAGGUGCUUAUACAACACACAAUAUGGUUUGCCGGUUAGCUUUAACCAGUUACGAUCAGAUGCCUGAAAAAUUAGCUGNCCCCUAA